AUGGAAAGGGAAUCAGUCUUUGCUCCAAGCACAGAAGUGAAAAAUUAUGAUAUUGUAUAGUUUAUAUAGCAAGAUAUUUAUGACCUCGAAGACUGUUUAGAUAUUUUUGAAUCAAUAUAGCCAGAGUCUACUUUUGGCUUGAACUAUUCCGACUUCUCUCGGCAUCAAUGGAAAGUUGGUUUUACCAACACUAGCAAGCAAAACUAACUCCCCAGAUUGGCAAGUCCACUUCUUCUGGAAGUUUAUCAUCUUUGAAAUCGUCGGGAUAGCCUGAACCAAAAGGAAGCUCGGGCUAUAGUUCAAGAUCUGAAAAUUCCCAAUAAGAAAAAAAGUGAGAUUAGUGAAGUAUUCUAUAUAUAGCUUAUGGCUAAGUAUGUUUAUAUGGAAGACUCUGUAUUAGAAGGCUUAGAGAAGCUACCAAAAGUCGCGAAAACAGAUAAAAUGCAAAAAGUAAAAAUAAGGUAGAGAUUGCUUGAUGAUAUGCAGAAAUUCAAUGAAUUAAGCUGCGAUUUUCAAGACUCUUGGAAUAAUGAAUAUUGGUCAGUCUAUGAGUUGACAAGAGAAGGAUAUGACUCAAAUAGCAUGAAAAACCAAGAGCAAGUGCCAGGAAAAACUAUAAAGCAAAUUUCUCAACAAUUGUAUGAUUUGCAAGACAUGGCUCUUGUUUUAAGCAGGAUGAGUCGUGGACCUGAAGACUCCAAAGACAUUCAUGGCUGCCAGUCACUAGCAGCUAUAGAUGAAGAAGCUCAAAAAUACAAAGAGCCAACUAUAAAAAAGCAAGCCAAUAAGCGAAACUGUGAGCAAUGCAUCUUGUAUUAA
This is a messenger RNA of Blepharisma stoltei, 819 nucleotides long. Lineage: Eukaryota; Ciliophora; Heterotrichea; Heterotrichida; Blepharismidae. The record is from the annotation of a GenBank genome assembly.